AUAAAGUAUCACUUUUGUUGUUCCAAUUCAUUUCAAUUUAACUUUGCCUUCUACAUUUCGCUGUGAGAAGAAGAACCAAAAAAAACGAAAAUGGCCAGCCGAAAAGCUCUGAUUAACGUCCACCGGAUUAUCCGCUCCACCGCGGUGACUAGCCGGAACUCCGUAACUCCUGCCGCCGCAACACGAACACAUCCUAUUUUCCGGAACAGAGUUGAUUUGGGGAUGAGAUUCUUCUCCGGGAACACCGCGAGUCCCCAGAAUUUUCAUAUCGAUCUCUCUAACGAAGAGAAUAAGAGGAUAACGAUCAACAGAUUGUUGUAUAGGAGCAAGCAACGAGGGUUUCUCGAACUUGAUCUAGUUCUGGGAAAUUGGGUUGAAGAGAAUGUCAAUUCCAUGGACGAAAACGCUGUCAAAUCCCUAAUUGAUGUCCUGGGUUUGGAAAACCCUGAUCUCUGGAAAUGGCUAACUGGUCAGGAACAGCCUCCAGAGGCAGUGAGCUCAAAUCCGGUAUUCAUGGCGUUGCACGAGAAAGUCAUGAAGAAUCUGAACAAGCAUGCAGCACCAGAGACGCGUGCAGCAGCUGGAGAGCCCUGGGUCAGAGGCUGGGACGAUUUCAAGAAAGGCCGUGACGCUCCCAUUUCAGGAAACCAGUAAAAACACACACUUCUAUGUACUAAAGUAACAAAACCUCAAUCAAAUACGUUCAUGUAAAAGUAUCUUAAAUAGAUACUGAAGCAAAUAUUACCUUUUACUGUUAUUGUAUGAAUAAAAAGAGCCAGGUCGUGGAGGUGGGAGGUAUAAUGUGUUUCUGUAGUGACGAUGAGGCAAUUACAUUGAUCUGUCUUAUUUGUUGAAGUUCUUGAUACUAAUAUAAAAGUGUCAAUGGAUUGUAGUUUGAUUCUAUGAAUAAAUAAUGUGCCGAGUCUGUAAUGGAGAUCUUUGAACCAAUUUAUGGGCUUUAGUUAGGUAUUGAUACACUGUGAAUCUAUCAAAGCUUCGGGACAAAUUUGAUAAA
This is a messenger RNA of Eutrema salsugineum, 1015 nucleotides long. RefSeq names its product succinate dehydrogenase assembly factor 2, mitochondrial. The record is from RefSeq and is a predicted model, not a curated record. Gene Ontology annotation, biological process: protein-FAD linkage; mitochondrial electron transport, succinate to ubiquinone; mitochondrial respiratory chain complex II assembly. Lineage: Eukaryota; Viridiplantae; Streptophyta; Magnoliopsida; Brassicales; Brassicaceae. Bases 91 to 654 code for a protein of 187 amino acids. The transcript is spliced from 5 exons. Gene Ontology annotation, cellular component: mitochondrion.